Molecule: messenger RNA, 1440 nt
Organism: Funneliformis caledonium
Lineage: Eukaryota; Fungi; Glomeromycota; Glomeromycetes; Glomerales; Glomeraceae
Source: the annotation of a GenBank genome assembly
AUGACUAACUUAUCUGAAACUAAAGAUGCGAGCAUCUACAAUGAGAUCGUUCGUCUGGAAUUUGCUCAAGAAGCAAAAAUUUGUUUAUUUUCUUAUUUCACAGUCAAUGAAAAAUCCAGAUGUAGCGCCGAGAAAGCCCUUUCCUUUUGCAAAAGCGACGAGGAAAAAUAUUCAUACCUAAGCAAUAUUUUAAUUUUAAUUGAGAGUCCUUCUCAUGAAAUGUCUAGUCCUGAGGCUGAGGAGGUGAAGUUUAAUGAUGCAGAUCUCAAAAAAUUUGUUCAAAAACUAAACCUUAAACAACUUGAACGAUUUGAGCCAUUAAAAGACGAAGAUGUAAAGAAAUUCUAUGAUUUUGCCGGGCCUGAUUUCACUUGGCCAUCCACAAGUGAUAUCAAUGAGCGCCGUGCCAUAUACGAUCACAUCACUUAUCCUGAUCCCCGUUUUCAAAAAGGCCAAGGGGAAGAAAUUGCAAUCAACAGGCUUGCAUACCGUCGUCUUAUUGAGUCCGGAAGUCUGGAUUCAUCUAAAGGAGACUAUGUUCAUAUUGAACAUGGAAAAUUGGUGGGUUAUGGGACCAAGUUAUCAGUAGAGGAAUAUAUGGAGUUGAUAAAAAAUAAUCCUGGUAUGUUAUACUCUCCGAUUAAGCAAGAGGUGGUUAACAUAAGAUUCUCCUCCAUUGCAAAUAUUAAAUUAAAGGAAUGGCAGGUAAAUAUGCGAAUUCGGAAGAAAGUUGAUUGUAACGACAUUGCAAUAAUGACGAAUGUUGACCAUGACACGGAUAAUCAUAAUCAAGAAUUUCGUCUUAUAAUGGAUUCAGGGUCAACAGUAACCAUUAUACCAUAUUAUAUAAGAUUGAAAAUGACAUACGAUUAUGGUUGGAAUACAACCCCAUCCAGAUUAAAUGGUUAUGGUUCAGGUUUGGAUGUUUUUAAGGUUUCGAUUCCUUGGGAGGUUUCAUUGGGCGAUGGGAGUAACUGGACGGAUUGGAUAGAAACUGAAGAGUUAUAUUGCUGGCAAUUUAAAGUUCCCGACAACACCAUUGAUUGUGGUUUAGUAGGAUUUGAUGUAUUAAAUGCUAUACACCAUAUUAAAAUUCCAGGGAGGCCGUAUAUCUUUGUAACACAAAAUGAUAAUGAGCUUGAAGAAGAGGAACUUGAAGAAGAGGAGGGAACUUCGAGUGAGGAAGAAGAGAGUAUUAUUUUAAAAGCUACUUUAGUACAACAAUUAACUACACGAUAUCUAAAGUCACGAAUACACUACGUAGCAAAAUCAAAGCAUUGGUGGCGAAAUGUUCUUCCAUCCUAUGAUCCUGUUCGAUUUAAAAAACUCUUGCGAACGUUUCCACAUCAUUUUCAACAAUUAGCAGAUCUUAUACGCCACCAUCCUGUAUUUUUACCACAAGGAAAUAAACCUCAAGUUUGUGUUGAAUUUCAAUUAGCU